Molecule: messenger RNA, 318 nt
Organism: Cantharellus anzutake
Lineage: Eukaryota; Fungi; Basidiomycota; Agaricomycetes; Cantharellales; Hydnaceae
Exons: 3
Coding region: 1-318 (105 amino acids)
Source: RefSeq, a predicted model, not a curated record
AUGGCCUCUACCGCAACAAUGACAGCCCUCUUCAUCACACUUCUCAUGGCUCUUUUUCUUGCGGGAAAAAAAACCCGAGAAGAACUAAGGGAGAAACAAGUUGUGAUACCCGAAAACCCGAUACCCCUUCGUACUGUCAAACAUGUUAUUCCAAAGGAGCUACCCUUAUCAGUUAGGGAAUAUGUAGAGGAACUGUUCCAGCGAACUGGGGAUGAACAUGUCUGGAACCUUUUGCCUCCUCGAGAGAAUGAAGUUCCAGGGGAGUUUCAUCCUGACCGAUUCUAUCCUCCAGGAGAUCGUAUUGGGGUGAAGACUUGA